Messenger RNA from Leptidea sinapis, 1399 nucleotides. It is a transcript of the gene CSP14, whose product is annotated as ejaculatory bulb-specific protein 3-like. NCBI's taxonomy places the organism in Eukaryota, Metazoa, Arthropoda, Insecta, Lepidoptera, Pieridae. The coding region runs from base 51 to 428 and encodes 125 amino acids. The transcript is spliced from 3 exons. The record is from RefSeq and is a predicted model, not a curated record.
GUCUCACCGACCGCCAGACCUCGAGGACUCCACGAUACAAAUUGUAGACCAUGAGAAACUGGAGUGUUUGUUUGAUUUUGCUGACGGUGGUUGUAGCCUGCGCAUCGCAACAACAAUUAUUUAACCGUUAUGAUAAUUUCAAUGCCGACGCCAUAAUGCAAAAUGAAAGGAUACUACUGGCAUAUUACAAGUGUGUUAUGGAGAAGGGCCCAUGUACAAAGGACGGGAAAAACUUCAAACGAGUCUUACCAGAAACCCUACAAACAGCUUGCGGACGAUGUUCUCCGAAACAAAAGACGGUAGUUAGAAAAAUGCUGAUGGGAAUACGAACAAAGAGUGAACUACGAUUUACUGAACUAUUAGAUAAAUACGAUCCUAACUCAGUCAACAGAGAAGCACUUUAUAAUUUCCUACUAACUGGGAAUUAGUUAACGUUAAGUUAUUAACAACUUUAGCUAACACACUGUAAUUGCGUUGAUUUAUUACAUUUAAUAUUUAUGUAUGAAUUGAGAAUUAUUGUCAUAAGUUACAAUUGAAUACAUUUAUACAUUGAAUAAGAAUUCCACACAAUAGAUACCAAUAAUUGACAAUACUAUUUACACAUAUUAUAAGACUUGAAGUACUGGGACUAAAGGCUUGAAGUGUUGGAAAUUUUUUUCAUAGAUGACGCAAGUGAGAAAUAAGACAAAGGGGCUUAUUGAAAAUUUCACCCCCUAGGGGAUAAAUAAGAGAUUGGACGAUUGAAUGGUAUUACGUCAUUUUAAAUUUAAGAUAUACAAUAUUGAACAUACAAUCUUCUGCUUAGAAUAUAAAUCUAGUUUGUAUGAAGCCCUUAUUUAUUUUUAGCCCUAAGGUUGCGAAUUCAAUUAAAAUCAUGACAUAAGUAAGCUAGUGCCUUCCUCGACCAUAUUUUUAGGUAAAAAUUGAGCCACCCAAUAACUUAGGAGUUAAAUUUUAACUUAAUUUAAUAUUAUAUGGACAGUAAAUAUUGAAGGGAUAAAUUUUGUCAUAAUCAAGUUUCUUUGUCAUCGAGUAUGAAGUGAUCCCUCUGGUAUUGCAAGAGAAUGUAGACAGCGAUGAUCACUUUUCAUUAUCAUACACUCGGUCGACUAGGGUAAAUUACUAAUUAUAAUUAUCUUGUAAUACCUAUGUGUAACUAAAUAUAUAAUUGAUGUGCAUUCUUACAAUUUCCUCGCAUUCAUGGAUAAGUAGGAUAAAAUACAUAACAAUAUAAUUAACUAUCUAUAAUAGUAUCUAAUAAUUUGUUAUAUUAUAAUCUUGUAAACUGAGCGAAUAUAUCGGUUGUGUUACUCUGUACAUUUUAAAUAGUUUAUAUUUUAUAUUUAAUUUAUUUAUAAUAACUUAAGUUGAAGUCAGAAAUAAACAAAAUGCGAUAUAA